AUGGGGUCCGAUACCUUCGAGCUGGCCGGACGCCAGUUCCCCAGUGUUACUUGGUACAAAAAUCCGGGGAUGAGAAAGACCUACAUCUGCUUGAUGUUCGUGGUCUUGACUUCGGCUACCAAUGGCUACGACGGAUCGAUGAUGAACGGAUUGCAGAUCUUGAUACCCUGGCAGGAAUACUUCGGUCACCCGACGGGCUCGAGUUUGGGCAUCCUCAGUGCGAUCAUGUCCCUCGGGUCGUUGGCGGCGCUCCCGGCGGUGCCGUAUACGGCAGAUAUCUUGGGUCGUCGCAUGGGCAUCUUGAUCGGCUGUCUGAUCAUGAUUCUCGGCGUGGUUCUGCAGAGUAUCGGCGCGACCUACGGCAUGUUCCUGGCCGCACGGUUCCUCAUCGGCUUUGGUGUGGCCAUUGCCCACGGGGCCUCCCCACUGCUGAUCACCGAGCUGGUCCACACCCAGCAUCGUGCAAUCUUCACAACGAUCUACAACACCACCUGGUAUUUCGGCGCCAUUGUAGCUGCAUGGCUCACGUUCGGCACCAACAACAUCAAGAAUGACUGGGCGUGGCGUGCCCCGUCCAUGGUGCAGGCGCUCCCGUCCAUCAUCCAGGUCAUCUUCGUCUGGUUCGUGCCCGAGUCGCCUCGGUUCCUCAUCUACAAGGGCAAGCACGAGCAGGCGCUGAAAGUGAUGGCGGACGCCCACGCCAACGGCGACCAGGAGGACGAGGUGGUGCAGCUGCAGAUGCACGAGAUCAAGGAGACGAUCCGGCUGGAGAAGGAGUUCGAGAGCAACGGUUGGAUGGAGCUGAUCCGCACCAAGGGCAACCGGCGCCGCAUCCUCAUCUGCAUUACGGCGGGGUUCUUCUCGCAGUGGUCGGGCAACGGGCUGGUGUCGUACUACAUCAAGAUGAUCCUCGAGACGGUGGGCUACACCGACACCGUGCAGCAGAACCUCAUCAACGGCUGCCUGAACAUCCUCAACCUGAUCGUCGCCCUGACCAUGUGUUUCUUCGUCGACAAGAUCGGCCGCCGCCGGCUCUUCCUGAUCUCGACGGCGGGCAUGCUUGUCGCGUUCAUCGUGUGGACGAUCUGCUCCGCGCGCUACGAUAUCCACAAUACUUCCUCCACCGCCGGCGCCGUCGUCGCCAUGAUCUACCUGUACUACGUGUUUUACAAUCUCGCGUGGUCGGGUCUCCUGGUCAGCUACACGGUGGAGAUCCUGCCUUAUAGCAUCCGCGCUAAGGGCAUGACGGUGAUGUGGUUCUGCAUUGAUGCCGCCCUCUUCUUUAACCAGUACGUCAACCCCAUCGCGCUAGAUGCCAUUCAGUGGAAAUACUACAUCUUCUACUGCGUGUGGCUGGGCAUCGAGCUGGCGGUGGUGUAUUUCUUCUACGUGGAGACGCGCAACACGCCGCUGGAGGAGAUCGCCAAGUACUUUGAUGGAGAGAAUGCCAUGGUCGGCGGGGCGGUGGCGACCCAGAAGGCGCGCGAUCUGGCGUCGACGCUGGAGACGGAGCCUGUGAAUGAGAAGGCGCUUGUGAAUGAGAAAGAGCUUGUGAAUGAGAAGAAUGUUUGA
Molecule: messenger RNA, 1572 nt
Organism: Aspergillus campestris IBT 28561
Lineage: Eukaryota; Fungi; Ascomycota; Eurotiomycetes; Eurotiales; Aspergillaceae
Product: hexose transporter protein
Exons: 5
Coding region: 1-1572 (523 amino acids)
Biological process (GO): carbohydrate transport; transmembrane transport
Cellular component (GO): membrane
Molecular function (GO): carbohydrate:proton symporter activity
Source: RefSeq, a predicted model, not a curated record